CCCCGUGGCGCAUGCGCGCUGUGCGGACGCGGGGGGUGUCCGGCCCGCGGCGAUCGUUCCCCGGCGGAGGCAGCACCGGCGCGGGCAGCGGGAAGCUCGUCCGUCAGCGAGAGCGGCUGGGGGAACGGGCCGCCCCCCGGGCUGCCCCCGGCAUGGAGCGCUGCUGGGGCCGCCCCCCUCGCCGGGCCCGGCGCGCCCCCGGCCUCUGCCUGCGGCGCCGCCCGCGGGGCCUGUAGGGGCGGCCGCGCCGCGCCUGGCCGGGGGGAGCGGCGGCAUGAGGAGCCGCUGCGGCCGCCGGCAGUGAAUGGGCGUCGCGGCGGAGCGGGAGGAGCCGGAGCCGCCGCCCCGAUGGCUCAGGAGAAAAUGGAGCUGGACCUGGAGCUGCCGCCGGGGAGCGCCGCGGCCCCGAGCGACGGGGGCGGCCUGAGGAGAUCGAACAGCGCCCCCCUCAUCCACGGGCUCAGCGAUAAUUCACAGGUGUUCCAGGCUAACAUUUUGCGAACCCGCAGGAACAGUACCACAGUUAUGAAUCGUCAUAGUCUGCUUGUGCCAUCAUCUCCUAUCCGUAUUCCAAGCAGCCGGCUUCAUCAAAUUAAACAGGAAGAAGGAAUGAAUUUGAUGAACAGAGAAACAGUACAUGAAAGAGAAGUGCAAGUAGCAAUGCAGAUGAGCCACUCAUGGGAGGAGAGCUUGAGCCUGAGCGACAAUGAUUUUGAAAAAUCAUCAUCACCAAAGCAAGUAGACUUUGUCCCUGUUUCUCCAGCUCCUUCACCUACCAGAGGAAUAGGGAAGCAAUGUUUCUCACCAUCUUUGCAAAGUCUGGUGAGCAGCAGUGGGUUACCUCCAAGUCCUAGCCCAAGUCCAACAAGGCGAUUUUCAAGCAGGAGAAGCCAGAGUCCAAUUAACUGCAUUCGACCAAGUGUUCUCGGAUCAAUAAAAAGAAAAGGUGUAACAGAGAUAGAAGAUCAUCCAAAAAGAUUAUUCCAAGGAUCCACCAACAUGCUCACCCCUGAAGCAUCACAUCAGGCCGACCUUGGGGGAUGUCUCUCGUCACACGCUCUCGAUGACAACAGAAGCAGCGCAGGCUCUUCCUGUGACUCACCAGCUGAAGUCGGCACCAAUACAGACUCUCCCGUCUCGCUCCCUGACUCCAGAUCUUUUUUACCAGUAGAUCUUACGGCUAAGUUACCUAUUAAUUGAGGAGGAGAAGUCUGUGAAUGGACACCAAGAAACAGGCUGGUUAAUCAAUAAGACUUUCUGUUGUGCGUAACUGAUUCUGUUCCUCAUAGGAACUUCCAGAAAUGUCAUUAUUUCUAGAAAACUUCCAGAAUAGUUCCUUGAGGAGGAAUUAGCGUUUCUAGUGAUUUGUAUGACAUUUACUAAAAUACAAUAAGCAUUUGAAUUGCAAACAUAUUUGAUGCUAACAUGAGUAAGCAAGCUCUUGAUUUACAAUGGAUGUCGUCUCGUUGGCUGUACGUUACAAAUGCCGUGUGCACAUUCCGCUUGUGGAAGACUUGGCUUUCCAUUGGCCAACAGGCAGCGUCUUCACUAGUAUCAAGUGAUGCUUAUGAAGUAACAGAUAAUUUUCAUGUUUAUCUUUAGUCUGAAACCAAUGAAGCAUUUUACUAAUUUGGCUUUAUUCCCUGGGUAUUAGAUAUUUAUAUUUUUGAUUCUUCAUAUGAAAGCGGGAAUAUGGGGGAGGGGGAUUGAUUCUUGUGUUCUGUUAUCUAUUAUGAUUGGCUGUUAAUUCUGUGUUCUAAUAGAUGUCAAAAGAACAAAUUGGUGAAUUGUCAACUUGAAUUUAUACAUUGAAUUCUAUUUAUGAUCAUGACUGCUGUUCUGACCAAAUCCAAAUUAGGUGUGGAACAUUCUUCUGGGGUUUUGUAAUGUGUUGGUUUUUUUUUCCUUCCCCAUUUAGGUGACAUAUUAGAGUGGUAGAUGCUCUAUUAAACGUCUUUUAAUAGGAAAAAUAGUAAUAAUGUUUGGAAUAAAACAUUAAAUCCUCAGAUUUUUGUAUUUAGGAAUUCAGAAAUGCAUUCUUUUAACAGACAGUAUUUGUCCUCAUAUAUGACUUUUGUUGGACAAAUACAGCGAGGAAUCUUGAAUGCAUUUUUACAGGCUGAGGCGAUCAGACGCUUAAUCUGUGUCUAAUCUCAUGGCAUCACUUCCUCAAACAAUGGCAUCAAGUUAUUUCUGUUGUUGAAAACUGGAGAUGCUAUUGGAAGCCUGGAAUUUGGUAAUCUGAGCUGUUUCGGGAUUCUUGUACUAUAUUUGCGAAGGCAGAGGGUUGAGGCACGCUGAUCUCAACCUUGAAAUUCCCCAAACAGGAGGAAAAAUCUACAAGCCCCACCAUAGCAGCUGUUCCAGAUUUUCCAGUGGCAACCUCGUUUUGGUCAUUGGCUCCUGUUAUGUGGUUGAACUUCCCCAGCUGGGUCCCCAUUUGUACGUGUGUAUGUGUCUGUACUAUGUGGUUUCAAGCCUUCUCAUCAGAGAGGUUAGUGUUUUUAUUUCAAACACUAAAUCUUUGUGGAGUGUAAUAAAGUGAGAAAAGUAUAGAGACUUCCUCAAGUAGGAGAAAAGCCCAGUCUGAACUGUGCUGUGAAAGAACCACUUGGAUGAAGCUCUAAAUGACAGCACCCAGCAAAAGUAGAUGAUUUGGAGUGUGAAGACCUGGCGACCUGAGGGCCAACGACCCAUUUCCAUAUCUCCUUACUGUAAAAAGAAAAUAGAGUCUAUUUAAUAGUUCUACUCAGUUCAAGAAAGAUAUGACAUGGUUUACUUUGGAUUUAAUUCCUCUUAAAUUAUUGUAAUAGUCAGCUUCCUGAUUGCAGUUCCUUUUUUGACAACAAACAACCAAAACAAGCAAACAAAACUCACAAAGACUUCAGACUGCCCUUUGUUCCUGCCGCAGAUGGACAAGCUCGUGUUUAAUGUCUGUUUGCUCUCUGUCUAACAUGGCAUAGUUUCAUUCUGCAGUUUCAGGUAUGUGCCAAAGAGUUGCUGUGCAUUCACUCUUUUGUGGUGAGGGCAAGACUUAGUUUUCUUAAAUCUUGCUUGUUUCUUAGGAAUGAACCUCCUGGUGUCUCUUCCAGUCUUUUUUUAAAAGAUGCAUCAGUAGAGGGGUUUAAUAGUUGUGUGUGGGUCAACUUGUAUCUUUUCUGUUGAAUAUUUAUGCUGUUUUUCAAAGAAGUGCCAAUAAAUGGAAAAAUAACUGUUUUGCUGAUUCUGCACUUUGUAAGAGAGGUAACCAUAUUCUUGUUUUCAUCUGUGAUUAAAUGUUUUUAUUUUUAAAUCAGAAUAUCUAUUGCAACCCAGUCUAGUUUACAUGUAAGUUGGCCUUAAAAUCUGCAGCAGACUUCUGUGUUUUCCUCGCGCAACGCUAUCGUAAAGUUCUGUGACAACUCUAGGAAAACCGAAGAAUAAAACCAAACAUUUUCAAAGUA
Messenger RNA from Columba livia (rock pigeon), 3443 nucleotides. Its product is annotated as P2R1A-PPP2R2A-interacting phosphatase regulator 1. Gene Ontology annotation, biological process: mitotic G2/M transition checkpoint. NCBI's taxonomy places the organism in Eukaryota, Metazoa, Chordata, Aves, Columbiformes, Columbidae. Gene Ontology annotation, cellular component: cytoplasm; nucleus. The transcript is spliced from 10 exons. Bases 349 to 1200 code for a protein of 283 amino acids. Gene Ontology annotation, molecular function: protein serine/threonine phosphatase inhibitor activity. The record is from RefSeq and is a predicted model, not a curated record.